AUGUCGGACCCUCCACGUCAGCUAGCUGCAGCGCGUGCUCUUCGCGAAAUUGCACGCGACUUCGAGGGAAGCCGCCCGGCCAUGGUGGAAGCGGGGGCUGUUUCCGCGUUGCUUCCGCUUCUGGGACCCAGUGAAACCUCGCAAUGUCAGCAACGAGAGGUUGAAUGUGGUGGUGGGGGGAGUUCAGGAAGGAAUACCCAGGAAGAUGGAUCGGCAGGAGCAGCAGCAGCAGCAGGCGUAGGUUCGGGAGAAGUUUCUAGAGCAGCAGUGAUGGAGGAAGCAAUAACCGCCUUACUGAAUCUGUCCAUCCAUCCAAAAUCUCGCGCACUCAUGCCCUUCUUGGGGGUUAUUCCGCAUCUAAUCCGUGUGGCUGGGAGUGCGGAGAGCAUGAGUGCACGGGAAACUGCUGCUGCUACACUGUUUAGCUUAUCUGCUGAAGACGAGAAUAAGGUGAUGAUGAUUGACGAGGGUGCUGUUCCGCCGCUGCUGGAGCUUUUAAACAAGUCAGCUUGUAGUGAGCAGGGAAGACGGGAUGCCUGCAAAGCGCUGUUCAACCUUUCCAUGCUGAACUCGAAGCGGCAGCAGUUGAUAGAAGCCGGUGCUGUGCCUACCCUUCUGGGGCUGCUAUCUGAACCUGCAUCGGCCCUUGCAGAGAAAGCUAUGGCCGCUAUUUCAAACCUCUCAUCCGAAGCCGAUGGCAGGGCUGCUAUUAUGGAGGAUGAAGAUGAUGGCCUUGGGGCUUUGGUGGAGGUUUUGGAGACAGGUACACCAAGGGGGAGGGAGUUUGCAGUUGCUGCUUUAUGGCAGAUCGCAAGCAACAAUGAGGAGCACAGGAGGUUGAUUCUUGGGGAGGCGUUGUUGCCUUCAGUAAAUGGUCUACUACAGACUGGCACUCCCAGAGCUAAAGAGAAGGCAAAACUGCUGCUGACUAAUUUGCGUGGGGUAUAA
This is a messenger RNA of Closterium sp. NIES-65, 948 nucleotides long. NCBI's taxonomy places the organism in Eukaryota, Viridiplantae, Streptophyta, Zygnematophyceae, Desmidiales, Closteriaceae. The record is from the annotation of a GenBank genome assembly.